CAGAGACGUCAUUUUCCAGCGACUGGAACAUUCAAAAUAUUUAGCAGCUUGGUAUUUCAGUAUUAACAUUGGUAUUUUUGUCGGAGUUUAACACAAUGGCGUUGGAAACGGUCCCUAAAGACCUCCGCCAUCUUCGGGCUUGUCUUCUUUGUUCUCUUGUGAAGACCAUUGACCAGUUUGAAUACGACGGAUGUGACAACUGUGAGUCGUACCUUCAGAUGAAAGGAAACCGAGAGAUGGUUUAUGAAUGCACAAGUUCCUCAUUUGACGGAGUGAUAGCUAUGAUGAGCCCUGAGGACAGCUGGGUGGCUAAAUGGCAGAGGAUAGGCAACUUCAAGCCUGGUGUAUACGCAGUGUCAGUGACCGGCAGAUUACCUCCAGGUGUGGUGAGAGAGCUGAAAAGCAGAGGAGUGAUCUACAAAUCCAGAGACACAGCAGUGAAGACAUGAGCCUUACUGCUUCCAGCGGUCUGAUUCACCACUGCAGAGCGGUGAACUCCAGGAACAAGAAACACCAGUGGGACUAAAUUUGAUCGUGUCUGUGAUGUCUUACGGAGCUGCCCUUCAACUGUUCAAUUUCUGUUUGUUGUCAUGAUUAGAGAUAUUUGCAUGAGUGCUUAUAGGGAAGAGGAACUGUGGGUAUUUUUUAUUUCUUUGAAUGAUUGAGAAAAUAAAGGUCUGUUUUUAUA
This is a messenger RNA of Epinephelus fuscoguttatus (brown-marbled grouper), 688 nucleotides long. RefSeq names its product SPT4 homolog, DSIF elongation factor subunit (gene supt4h1). The record is from RefSeq and is a predicted model, not a curated record. Lineage: Eukaryota; Metazoa; Chordata; Actinopteri; Perciformes; Serranidae. The transcript is spliced from 5 exons. Gene Ontology annotation, molecular function: RNA polymerase II complex binding; zinc ion binding. Gene Ontology annotation, cellular component: nucleus; DSIF complex. Gene Ontology annotation, biological process: regulation of transcription elongation by RNA polymerase II; chromatin organization; mRNA processing. The coding region runs from base 96 to 449 and encodes 117 amino acids.